AUGAGAGGUUUCAACAAAACCACUGGAGUUACACAGUUCAUCCUGGUGGGCUUCUCCAGCCUGGGGGAGCUCCAGCUGCUGCUUUUUGUCAUCUUCUUUCUCCUGUACUUGACGAUUCUGGUGGCCAACGUGACAAUCAUGGCUGUCAUCUGCUUCAGCCAGACUCUACAUACUCCUAUGUACGUUUUCCUGUUUAUACUUUCAUUUGCUGAGUCCUGCUACACUUUUGUCAUCAUCCCUCAACUGCUGGUCCACCUGCUCUCAAACACCAAGAUCAUCUCGUUUCUGGCCUGUGCCACUCAGCUCUUCUUCUUCCUUGGCUUUGCUUGCACCAACUGCUUUCUCAUUGCCAUGAUGGGAUAUGAUAGCUAUGUAGCAAUUUGUCACCCCCUGAGGUACACACUCAUCAUGAACAAAAGGCUAGGGCUUGGGUUGGUUUCUCUGUCAGGAGUCACAGGUUUCUUCAUUACUUUGGUGGCCACCAACCUCAUCUGUGACAUGCCUUUUUGUGGUCCCAAUAGGGUCAACCACUAUUUUUGUGACAUGGCACCUGUUAUCAAGUUAGCCUGCACUGACACCCAUUUGAAAGAACUGGCUCUACUCAGCCUUAGCAUCUUGGUAAUCAUGGUGCCUUUUCUGCUAAUUCUCAUAUCCUAUGGCUUCAUAGUUAACACUAUCCUGAAGAUCCCUUCUACUGAGGGCAAGAGAAAGGCCUUUGCCACCUGUGCCUCACACCUGACAGUGGUCUUUGUCCACUAUGGCUGUGCAUCUAUCAUCUACCUUCGGCCUAAGUCCAAAUCUGCCUCAGACAAGGAUCAGCUGGUGGCAGUGACCUAUACAGUAGUUACUCCCCUACUUAAUCCUCUUGUCUACAGUCUGAGGAACCAGGAGGUAAAAACUGCUCUGAAAAGAGUUCUGGGAAUGCCUGUGGCAAUCAAGAUGAGCUAA
Messenger RNA from Carlito syrichta (Philippine tarsier), 948 nucleotides. Its product is annotated as olfactory receptor 10T2. The record is from RefSeq and is a predicted model, not a curated record. Gene Ontology annotation, cellular component: membrane. NCBI's taxonomy places the organism in Eukaryota, Metazoa, Chordata, Mammalia, Primates, Tarsiidae. Gene Ontology annotation, molecular function: olfactory receptor activity; G protein-coupled receptor activity. The transcript has a single exon. Gene Ontology annotation, biological process: G protein-coupled receptor signaling pathway. The coding region runs from base 1 to 948 and encodes 315 amino acids.